UGCUGCAUGCGCGCGCGGUUAGUGAGUGAGUGGUCCUGAUGAGAGUGUGUGCGCUGCCUGCCGACGAGGAGGGAAACUGGACGAGAGGCUGUGGCGCCAGGACGCACGGGACCACGGCGGAUCAGCGGCGGAGACGGUCCAUCAUCGACCUUACAAUGGACAUUUCGAACACUAAAGCUGUUUGUGUGAGGAAGAGGACUUUAUAGGUUACGCUCAAAGAAGAGACUGCUCUGGUUUGUUUGACGCAGGCAUUUGAUAAAGUGGUGUCUCAAACGAGUGUAACGAGAAACGGACCAUCACAACAGCACGAAGUUGAAAUUACAGGCGCAUUUGUAGUGUUUGUGGGGUUAGAACUAAAUAAUGUUGUCGUUUUUGUUUAUUUUGAUGCCCACGGGGGCGCCUUCUCUCGAGACUUUACUCAGAUCGUAGGGAUCCUGCCCCGCAACUUGCUCUUUUUAUAUUUAACUCAAAGGGAUUUUGCCCAGUUUGUCCUCUUUAGCUUAGUUUGUAAGAUAUGCGCCUUAUCAAUUUUUAAUUCUUAUGCAUCCGCACGAAGACCGGAGAGGACAGACGCGAAGGGAACACGAGGAGCAGCGGAGAGAAUGAAGGGAGCACACUGAGCAAGAAGAGGACAAGGAAUCAAGGAUCACCGUGGGGAGGGUGUGAGCUGGAGAGGUGUACCCCACUCACCUGUGCCCGUCAUCAGCUGUAGCCCCGCCCUCUUCCUCCUCGCUCAUCAGCCUCAAACAUGGCUCUCACAGUCUGGUUCAUCUUCACCUGCGCUGUGGUUUUCAGCAACGUCAGCCCCUCAUCUCAAGCUCUGAGCCGGUCAAUGAUGCCCUUCGGCCUAAUGCGACGCGAGCUGGCAUGUGAAGGCUACCCUAUCGAGCUGCGCUGCCCAGGGAGUGAUGUCAUCAUGAUCGAGACGGCCAACUACGGACGCACGGACGACAAGAUCUGUGACGCCGACCCUUUCCAGAUGGAGAACACCCAGUGCUACCUGCCUGAUGCCUUCAAGAUUAUGUCCCAGAGAUGUAACAACCGUACACAGUGUGUGGUGGUAGCGGGCUCGGACGUCUUCCCGGACCCUUGCCCUGGAACCUACAAGUAUUUGGAGAUCCAGUACGAAUGCGUCCCAUACAUCUUUGUUUGUCCCGGGACAUUGCUGCGCGUCCAGGCUGCCAGCUCUCAACAGGAGGCGGAGCAUCAAGCGGGGGCGUGGUGUAAAGACCCGCUGCAGUCUGGAGAUCGCCUCUACGUCAUGCCGUGGACGCCUUACCGCACCGAUGUGUUGUACGAAUACGCGUCAUGGGAGGACUUCAAACAGACGCGAGCCACCACCACCUACAAGUUGCCAAACAGAGUGGAUGGCACCGGCUUUGUGGUGUACGACGGAGCAGUGUUUUACAACAAAGAGAGAACAAGGAACAUAGUAAAGUACGACCUACGAACUCGCAUCAAGAGCGGAGAGGCCAUCAUCACCAACGCCAACUACCACGACACAUCCCCAUACCGCUGGGGAGGGAAGUCCGACAUCGACCUGGCCGUGGACGAGAACGGGCUCUGGGUCAUCUACGCCACCGAGUCCAACAACGGCAGACUGGUGGUCAGCCAGGUCAAUCCUUACACCUUACGUUUUGAGGGCACCUGGGAGACGAGCUUUGACAAGAGAAUGGCGUCCAAUGCAUUCAUGGCGUGCGGGGUCCUCUACGCGGUGCGCUCGGUGUACCAGGACGACGACAGUGAGGCCGGAGGAGAUCUCAUUCUAUACGCCUACAACACCAACCGUAACCGCGAGGAACCGGUCAGCAUUCCCUUCCCAAACCCAUACCAGUACAUCUCCUCCGUGGACUACAACCCGCGGGACAAUCAGCUGUAUGUGUGGAACAACUACAAUGUGCUGAGAUACCCGCUGGAGUUUGGACCCCCAGACCCCACUACAGGUCCUCUGACUACCACCCAAGUCACCACAACUCUCCCAGCGAGGCCUUUCUCCUCCAGCGCCAGCCCCUCCACGGCCCGCCCCAUUGCUCCGACCUCUCGACCAAUCGGAUCCAUCAACAAGCACCCCGACUUGCGACCAAUCACAGCCACAGUCCCGGUCACCCGCCGCCCCUCCCAUCCUCCGCAGGGCCCCGAGCUGUACCUCUGCGAGCCCAAGAUGGUGCGCGGUGUCCAGUGGCCUGCUACACUGAGAGGGGAGACCGUGGAUCGACCAUGCCCCAAAGGAUCGCUAGGCAUUGCUUCAUAUCAGUGUUUGGCCGACCAAGUCAUCUGGAACCCACGAGGCCCUGACCUGAGCAACUGCACCUCUCCAUGGGUCAACCAGGUGGCCCAGAAGAUAAAAAGUGGUGAGAACGCGGCCAACAUCGCUGGAGAGCUGGUGAACCACACUCGGAGCAGGAUCCAGGCCGGAGACGUCAGCUCCUCUGUGCGCCUCAUUGAGCAACUCCUGGACAUUUUAGACGCUCAACUCCAAGCCCUGAGACCUGGCAACAAAGACCUCGCAACGCGCAACUACAACAAGCUCCAAAAGCGUGAAAGGACGUGCCGGGCCUACAUCCAGGCUGUGAUUCAAAUCGUGGAUAACCUUUUGCGUCCUGAAGCGCUGGAGUCGUGGCAGGACAUGAACAGCACAGAGCAGGCGCACACUGCCACUAUGCUGCUGGACGUCCUGGAGAAAGGGGCCUUCCUGUUAGCCAACAACAUGUAUGCUAACUACUUCACUGACCACGCCCCCAGCAUCGAUUUAGAAGUCCACGUUCUCAACACAGAGAUGGAGCUUCAGGACUUAUCUUUCCCUCAAAACUACGCCAGCGACAGUGCCAUCCAGCUCUCCGCUUCUACAAUCAAACAGUACAGCCGCAACGGGCAAGUGAAGGUGGUGUUUCUGCUCUAUAAAAACCUGGGAUCAUUCCUGUCGACGGAGAACGCUACAGUGAAAAUGGAAAUGGAGUCGAACCAUGACCGGAGGAGGCUGGCAGUCAAUUCUCACGUGAUAGCGGCGUCCAUAAACAAAGAGUCCAGCAGAGUGUUCCUCACCGAGCCAGUGGUCUUCACAUUACGACACUUGCAGAUGGACAACUACCACACCCCAAACUGCUCAUUCUGGAACUACUCUGAACGCUCCAUGACGGGACAGUGGUCGUCCCAAGGGUGCAGGCUGCUCAGCUCCAACAGCACCCACACCACCUGCUCCUGUAGCCACCUCACCAAUUUCGCCGUGCUCAUGGCCAGCCACGAGCCAGACUACCAGGGCCGCAUGCAUGAGCUGAUUCUGUUCGUCAUCACCUGGGUGGGUAUAGUCAUCUCGCUGGUGUGCCUGGCCAUCUGCAUCUCCACCUUCUGCUUCUUGCGCGGACUCCAGACUGACCGGAACACCAUCCACAAGAACUUGUGCAUCAACCUCUUCAUCGCAGAGCUGCUCUUCCUCAUCGGCAUCGACAAGACUGACUAUCAGAUCGCCUGUCCCAUCUUUGCUGGCCUGCUUCAUUUCUUCUUCUUGGCCGCCUUCUGCUGGAUGUGUCUGGAAGGAGUGCAGCUCUACCUCAUGCUUGUCGAGGUCUUUGAGAGCGAAUAUUCCCGCAAAAAGUACUACUAUCUGUGCGGGUACUGCUUCCCCGCACUGGUGGUGGGCAUCUCAGCUGCGAUAGACUACCGGAGCUAUGGGACCAAGAAAGCAUGCUGGCUCCGAGUGGAUAACUACUUCAUCUGGAGCUUCAUUGGGCCCGUUUCAUUUGUUAUUAUGCUCAACCUAAUGUUCCUCAUGGUGACAUUACAUAAGAUGAUUCGUAACUCCUCAGCCCUUAAACCUGACUCUAGUCGUCUGGAUAACAUUAAAUCCUGGGCACUCGGGGCCAUCACCCUGCUCUUCCUCCUGGGGUUGACCUGGGCGUUUGGGCUCCUCUUCAUUAAUGAGAACACAGUGAUCAUGGCCUACCUCUUCACCACCUUCAACGCCUUCCAGGGCAUGUUCAUCUUCAUCUUCCACUGUGCUCUGCAGAAGAAGGUCCAUAAGGAGUACAGUAAGUGUCUGCGUCACUCGUACUGCUGCAGUCGCACAUCUACCAGCAGCUCCCAUGGCUCGCUCAAGAACUCCGGCCUCCGCACCAACAACCGCUACUACAGCGGCAGCCAGGCCCGCCAUGCCGCUGCACAUCGACAGAGCCGGAUUCGUCGGAUGUGGAACGACACGGUCCGGAAGCAGUCGGAGUCUUCGUUCAUGGCGGGGGACAUCAACAGCACCCCGACGCUCAACCGCGCGACUAUGGGCAACCACCUCCUGACGAACCCCGUGCUGCAGACGCGCUCCGGUACAUCCCCAUACAACACGCUGCUGGCGGAGAGCUUCACCCCUCCCUCCCCUGGCGUCUUCAACUCCACCGGAACCUUUCGCGACCCAAAGAGCACGCUGUCCAAAGGUCGCGACCCCUGUGGGAUGGAGACCCUGCCUCUCAAUGGUAACUUCAACAACAGCUACUCCCUGCGCACAGGGCCUGGGGCGGGGGGCAGCUGUGACUUCCUAAGUGCGGACAGGAACAGCCCGCCUUUGCUGAACCCUCGCGGGGCGGAGACUCUGGGGGGAGGGGCCAGGAGAAACCUGACCGAUGCUGCGGCAUUAGAAAAGAUGAUCAUCUCCGAACUAGUGCACAACAAUCUAAGAGGAGGAGGAGGGGGGGAGCAGGGGGACAGGAUAUGUGCUAACAUGAAUCGCCCUCACGCUGGGCUGGGCCGGGGUCCAGUGGAACAGUCUCUGAACCUGGAUGAAGAUGAGGACUUCCUCAGAGAGGGGCACCAGCGCACCCCGCAGGACGUGGAGCUUCUGUACAAGGCUCUAGAGGAACCUCUUUUACUGCAGCAGGCCCAGUCUGUGCUGUACCAGAGCGACGCAGAGGAGUCUGAGAGCUACACGGCCGACCUCACUGAGAGCCUGGGGCACAGUGGGAACAGUGGACAGAGUGGGGCGGGGCAGGGGGGCAGCAGGGGGGCAGACUCCCCUGCUCGUGACUCCCUGUACACCAGCAUCACUAACCUGCGAGACUCGCCCUACCCCGACAGCAGCCCUGAGCCUCUGGAGGUGGUGCCACGCUCUGCACAGCCCCCUGAGGAGCUCUACUACAGCUCGGGACGGCCCGCGCUAGGCUCUCGCGGGGCCCCAAUGCAGACCUUCUAUCAGGCGGCCCCCCGGAGGCCGAGCGGGGAAGGACCCCCUACUCUAGAGCCCCCCCACAGUGAGGGAGACGGACAGAUGCAGCUGGUCACGAGCCUGUGACUGCGGCCAAACAGGAAGCUGGGGACUACUGCGAUGGGCCCGCCUCCUGCCUCGCCUCUCUGAUGUUUGGAUGCCUUUUAUCUUUGACUCUCAUUUACCUAAAGGUGACCUUUAGGGGGCGUUUUUGACCCCCGUCCUGUUGGAGAGGUGUCCGCUCUCCUGUAUGCCCCACUUUCUUGUGGUUCCCUAAGGCCAAGUCCAGCAAUCUGAAUGUACCUGUUACCCCUUUUACCUUCAGAUAUGUAUUUGUUAAGAUUUUUAUGUAAUUUAUCUUCAAACCUGCCUCCAGAGAUGAAAUUAUCAUUUUGUAUUUUCUCCUUUCCUUUUCUUACUGUCCAUAGUUCAUCUGACAGGAGUAGUCAGCUGUGGAGAGAGGCCAUGUAGUACACAAUUGUAACCUACAAAAUCAUGUCACUCAAAAAUCUCUUUAUUGUUGCCAAAAAUAUCUUGUAUUGAGCCAGAACAGAAAGUAGAACUGUCUCAAAUGUGCACACAGCCACUCAUCAGAAGUGCUCAUUAUAAAGAUCAGACACAGGCUCUGGUCUAAGUACAGGGAGGGACAUUUCAGUGCAGUUGCCUUGAUGUUUUUGCUGUGAAUGGAUAAUGAAGGCGGGACUAUGUAAAAAGGGGAGGUAAACAUGGACUCUAAUGUGAGGAGGUUGAAGACGACCCUCCAUAAGACUGGCCUGUCCUCUCCGCUCUGCUCUGGUCUUUGCUUUAGGCAUUUAAAAAUGACUGCAUUGCUAUUGUUUUUUUUAAGAGAGUAUUCCAUUUGUUGACUAUGGGGGGCUGAGAGCGUGUGAUGCUCCCGGACCCUCAGGACUUUUGUGUUCAGCCUAGCCAGUUGGAAGUGGACUUGUUUCUGUGUGUGGUUGUGACAAACCAAAUUCUGAAAUGCCACAGAUGCACUGGUUAUUGGUACAGUAUAACGUGUACAUAGGAGCCACACGAGAAUCUACUUUAUUCCUACCAUGUAAAUAGACACACCAGAGGAUCAAAAGCAACAAAAGCAGCAUAACUUGAGAAAUGAAUUCUUGUAUUUGCAACAAACC
Molecule: messenger RNA, 6324 nt
Organism: Periophthalmus magnuspinnatus
Lineage: Eukaryota; Metazoa; Chordata; Actinopteri; Gobiiformes; Gobiidae
Gene: adgrl1a
Product: adhesion G protein-coupled receptor L1a
Exons: 25
Coding region: 749-5272 (1507 amino acids)
Biological process (GO): adenylate cyclase-activating G protein-coupled receptor signaling pathway; cell surface receptor signaling pathway; heterophilic cell-cell adhesion
Cellular component (GO): axon; postsynaptic density; presynaptic membrane
Molecular function (GO): latrotoxin receptor activity; G protein-coupled receptor activity; carbohydrate binding
Source: RefSeq, a predicted model, not a curated record